Closterium sp. NIES-65 is the source of this 1921-nucleotide messenger RNA. The record is from the annotation of a GenBank genome assembly. NCBI's taxonomy places the organism in Eukaryota, Viridiplantae, Streptophyta, Zygnematophyceae, Desmidiales, Closteriaceae.
CCUACCAGACGACUCCCCGGCGUUCAUAGCGCAUCUGCUGCUGCACUACGAUGAGCAGCGCCAUGGGGACGGCUUCGUGCUCUGCCACCACUCCUUCAGCCCCUCGCUGCACCUCUCCCGCCUCCACCCCUUCUUCUCCCACUGCCCCGCUCCCCCGCAACCCUCCGAAUGUCCCAGUACCUCCCCGCACCCCUCACAUGGCGGUUCCCCUCAACGGCGCCCCAACCACUGCUGCCCUGAUUCCCCUCACCACUCCGACUGUCCAAUUCCUGAUUCUCCUUGUGCUACUGCGGCUACUGCCAUUCCUUCUGCUCCUUCUGAGCCUGCUUCUGCUCGUCCUGGUUCCUUGUUGGGUGGUGAGGAGUUGAGUGCGGUUGAGGGCGAGGAGGAGAGACGAAGGGGGGUAGAUGAGGGCUGGGAGGAAGGGGUGGAGGAGGAGAUGGAGAGGGGUUGGCAGGGGUACCAGGCUGCUGUGUGCGAUGAUGCAGUAGACAUUGACUGCUUUAUUGGCCUGCACCCACAUUUGCAGCUGCAGCAGCAGUACCAGCACCAGCGGCAGCAGCAGCAACAGCAUUACCAGCACCAACAGCAACAGCAGCAGCAGACGGAGCAGCAGAAGCAUGAGCAGCAGGCGCCAGUGCCUGCUGAAUCGUCUGGAUAUCCCACCACUUCUUACCUCUCUAACCCCUCUCACGCCGCUCAUCCCACUCGUCUAUCUCACCCCGCGUCCUCGCACCUCACAUCUCCUUCGACGCACCCACGGGGCUCCAGCGCUGCUGUGGGGACAAUGAUGGGGCUUCAAGCCAAGAGACCAGCAGCGCACACUACGGCACACACUGCACCACACACGGCAUCGCCGCUUACUAAACCACACACUACACCAGUGGUCCCGGCACCACCGUUGACUGCAGCACACAGUGUGGCACAAGUGGCAGCACAAUCUGCAGCACAGAGUGCGGCGCAAGGGCGUGUGCAAGUGCAGGCAGAGGGUCAAACACAGGCAGGGUCACAGGGACGGGGAAAGGCUAAGGGAUCGCUCCCAUUGGAAAUCAGAGCAUCUGUUUCUGGCGCCACUGCUGCUGCCACUGCCACAGGCAGUGCUUCAGCUCCUUCUGCUGCAGUACCUGCUGCGUCUGGUGGUGUGGGCAGUGUAAUUCGUGAAAGGAAAGGGAGACAACGUGUGGGUGCUGCUGGCGCUGGUGCUGCUUCUACCAUUGCUGCUGGUGCUAGUUCUGCUUCAGCGAAAGAAGGGGCAGCAGGAGGAGGAGGAACAGCAAAGCUACACCAUCAGUCCAUCAAGGUUGAAGGGCAGGGAUCAGCCCUGGUGCGAGCUGCAUUUCCGAGUUCUCUUCCUCUUGCCACUCCCCGUCCUCCUCUGCCUCCUCUUCCCCCUACCAUACCUGCCUCGUCCAUCCCUGCUGCUGCUGGUGGUCCUGCUGCUGCUGUAUCAGCUGCUACCCCAUCCCAUGCUGCGUCUGGUUUGGGUUUCACACCUGCUGCUGCCACUGCUGCUGCCAUUGCAACUGCCACUGCUAUUGUUGCUGCCACUGCCGCUGCUGCUGCUGCUGCGACUGGUGCUCGCGGCAAUGCUGCUGGUGGUGCAACCAGGAGUAAUGCAGCUGCACAGAGGGAAAAGUCGGGCCGCAUUCAGCUGCCCGACCUCGCAAAACAUUUCCACCUGCCCAUCAACGAGGCUGCCCGGGAGCUGGGCAUCUGCCCGACUGUCCUGAAAAAGAUUUGCCGGCGCCAUGGCAUGCGGAGGUGGCCGCAUCGCAAGAUUCGCAGCAUAGAGCGCAUCAUAGCGACUCUCGAGGAAACGAUCGCCGGAGGGGCGCCAGCGGACGAGAGCAUUCUGCGGGAGAUCAAGUCGCUCAAGGAGGAGAAGAAGCGGCUGUGCGACGGGCACUUGGGAGACCUGUGA